AUGUCCACAUCCAAGGAAUUGGAAUUAGUAAUCCUCCUCAUCCACAGCCUUAACCCAUUCACCAAACUUUGUUCAUCCCCCUCUCAUUCAUGGCCUGACCUGUUCACCAAACUGUACACAUCUUCUCUUUUCUCUCCUUACUCUAUUAUCUUUUUCUUUCUACGCCCCCCCCUUCUCUCUCUCUCUCUGUCUCUCUUUGUUCUUCAUCACUCUUUUACUUUCACUCUCACUACUUUUUCUGUCCCCACUCCCACUUUUUUCACUCCUUAUCAUGUCUGUCUUAGUUUCUUCUACAUCAUCACCGCCACACCCAAUUCAAUCGGCUCCCCACCGUUCUUCCUCACCCCUUCCCAUUAUCUCAACUGUCUGAACUUUCUUUAUCUACCAUUUCCUUUCUUACCCAGUCAGUUCCAAUUCCUUUUGUCUUCCCCAACAACUCCUUUCUCUGUUUCCACCCAACAGGCAUCUUUUAUUUUAUUCAUGGGCUGCCCUUCUUUCUUUCUUUCUUUCUUUCUUUCUUUCUUUCUUUCUUUCUUUCUUUUGUGUUGUUAUUCUUUUUUCUUGUCUUUUUCAACAUUCUCUGCUGGUUUACUAAAGUCUGUUCUUACUUCCUUUCCAUAUGAGCACCUCCUGUCCCAACUAUUCCCCAUUCACCUCUUUCUCCUGUCUUCUCAUCAACUUUCUUUCUACUUCUGUCUCUCUUUUUCUACCACCCACACACUACCUCUUUCCCUGUCCUGGCCUGACCUACAGAUUACCAGAAAACCAGGAGGCAGGAAGGCUGACAGAUCUGGGCCAAAUCCAAUGAUGGCAGAGUCUCUCUCUCUCUCUCUCUCUCUCUCUCUCUCUCUCUCUCUCUUUCUCCUUUCUUUUUCACCAUCAGUGGCAUAG
Messenger RNA from Acanthosepion pharaonis, 891 nucleotides. The record is from the annotation of a GenBank genome assembly. Lineage: Eukaryota; Metazoa; Mollusca; Cephalopoda; Sepiida; Sepiidae.